UAUUGAUCUUACAGUUCCUCCUUUUCCUCUCCUCUUUGCGAAAGCUUAUUCAAGAGAUCCUAACGAGAGAUUGAUGGAGGAAAACCUACCUCCUGGGUUCAGAUUCCAUCCUACAGAUGAAGAGCUCAUCACGCAUUAUCUGACAAGGAAGGUGUGCGAUACCAGCUUCACAUCCAAAGCCAUAGCAGUCGUUGAUCUCAACAAGAACGAGCCUUGGGAUCUUCCAGGAAAAGCAAGAAUGGGAGAGAAGGAAUGGUAUUUCUUCAGCGUGAGAGAUCGCAAGUACCCGACGGGGCUGAGAACGAACAGAGCGACAGAAGCAGGGUACUGGAAGACGACAGGAAAAGACAAAGAAAUAAUGAGGGAAAGCGCAGUGGUGGGAAUGAAGAAAACGCUCGUCUUCUACAAGGGCAGAGCUCCCAGGGGCGAGAAAACCAACUGGGUCAUGCAUGAAUACCGCCUUCACAUCAACCACUCUUUUAGGCCUUCUAAGGAAGAAUGGGUGGUUUGUAGGGUCUUCCAGAAAAGCUCGGCGGCAAAGAAAGCACAACAGACGUCAUCCUCACAACUAUCUCUGGACUCUCCUCCUGAUAAUACCUCUUUGGUCAAUGAAUUUGGGGAUGUUGACCUCCCAAAUUUAAACACCAUGACUGCAAAUUCAUCCAGUGGCGGCUUCACCGCCAUGUCCUCCCAAAUUUACAAUAGCCAUGUCAAUACGAAUAUGAACUUGACAUCUGAUCAUCGGCUUCCCUCUCUUCCAUCCCUCCCAUGGCCUUCUGGUCUGCUGAACCCUAACGUUUCCGUGAAUUCCUUGCUUCUCAAGGCAUUGCAGCUCCGGAGUUGUCAGCAAAGAGAAAUUGCAAUGACGGAUCAUUUCGUUUCAUAUGCUCCGCCUCAAGGGGUUUCCCAAGUGAUGGAAAGUACUAAUCAUCUCACUCCAAAUCUCAGACUGGAUGCUUCUUCCUCAUCCAAGGUUUUAGAUAUGCCACAGCAACAGCAGCAGGAGCAACCGUUCAGUCUGGACUCCAUUUGGUGAAAGCUGCGUAUUUAAAGAAUGAAGAGCUAACGUUAUUGUGUAAACCUCCCUUGUUGAUGUCCACACUUAAAUGACUCAACCCAAUCAUUAUUGUCGGUGUACGUAUUUACAGUGAAAAUAGGGUACUCUUAGGGAGUAAAAGCUCCUCCCUCAUUCAGUUGCUUUUAUAUGUUUCAGUGUUUGACACAGUCAAAUCUCAAGAAAAGAUCAAACCGGUCUGUACAAUAAAUUAAAUGCAGGCCUUCUGCCGGAUCUCUCUCCGAA
Prosopis cineraria is the source of this 1300-nucleotide messenger RNA. RefSeq names its product NAC domain-containing protein 92. The record is from RefSeq and is a predicted model, not a curated record. Gene Ontology annotation, biological process: regulation of DNA-templated transcription. The coding region runs from base 74 to 1036 and encodes 320 amino acids. Lineage: Eukaryota; Viridiplantae; Streptophyta; Magnoliopsida; Fabales; Fabaceae. The transcript has 3 exons. Gene Ontology annotation, molecular function: DNA binding.